AUGUCAGACGUAACCACAACACCAACAUCAAUAACAGCAGCAGCAGACAUCAAGAGCGACUCGGAGCCAUGGUCCGUCCUUGAAAACCUGAUUCUUGCCCAAGCCAUCUACAAGUGCGGCGACACAAACUGGGUUGCCAUCGCGCGCACCAUCAAAGGACACCCACAAAUCCACCGCUCCAGCAACUUCUUUUCUCAAAAGAGUUGUGCUAUUCAAUAUACCCUGCUCCUGGAAAACCUUGAGACGGAAACCAGUCGGUCGAAACAAACACGCGCCAACGAUGCAGACAUCCCGACAGUAGUGAAGCUUGCCGGUCAACUUUAUAACCAACGGAUACUUGAGAUCAAAGCGCUUAUCCGCAAGGACGAGGAACGGUUCAGGGCAUUAGUGGCUGAGCUGGACGACAUUCGGCAGGGAAAAUGGGACAAUCAACUGGAAGAAGAGCUCAAGAAGAACCCACCACCACCAGAACCAGAACAAGAGCCUGAACCAUCUACCAACGAGGCGGCAACAUUGUCUGCAGAGACUAGUCAGCAACCGCAACAGGACGGCGAACCACUCCAGAUCGAUACAGCUGCUCCCUUACCUCUGUCUUCACCCGUAUCAUUAACCUCAUUGGAGAAACCGGAGGAUGCCAGCCAAGCUAUGCAGGAGGCCGCCCCAAAGGUGGAACAACCGGUCACAUCAACAGCAUCCAGCACAGAAGAGGUGUUGGAGAAUCAGACACGAAGUGAGCUAAAGGAUGUGGAGAUGGAAGAGGCCGGCGAACCAGAAUCUACCUCGGAAACUCCAGUCGUCUCGGCUCCGACGCCAGUAGCUUUGAGCAACACACCAGCGGCAGGAGACGUUGAUGAAGACGUUGAGAUGGAGGAUAUCACCUCGACGGAUUCGCCCUCAGUUGUAUCGGAAGCGGUCACACCGGUUGAGGUCAUUAAAAGCACAACGGUUCAGGAUGAAGGAAGCAAUUUGAAGGUGGAGGUCGACAAUGGAUCCAUCGCAAGCUCACCAACUUCGGCUUCAGAUUUGUCGCCACCUGGAGCCAUGGAAGAGGAAGAGGAUGAGGACGAGGAGAAUGGAGAGGAAGACGACACACCAAAAAAGGAGCCAGUUUCAUCCUCACCAGCAGGCGACAAAACAAAGGACGAUAGCGAGGUUGAUGAGAGCGAUCAGGUCAAGGAAGGAGACUCCGUCAAGGAAGAGGAGGUGGACAAGGAGGCAAACGAAGAGGCAGACGAAGAAGAGGACGAGGAGGCAGAUAAGGAUGAGAACGCUGAUCGGGAGAUGGAAGUAGAAUCGAGAGGAAGCCCUGAUGGAUCUUCCGAAGCUGGCGACGGUUCCAAAAUGGACGAGGAUGUGGCCGUAAAGUCUGAGGAUCCGACGAAUGACACCGAGCAGGAGGAGGAGGAGGAGGAGGAAGAAGAUGCAGCAAAGGAUGGAAAUGACGAGGGUGCCACCAGUGCGGACGAGGAAGAGGAAGAGGAAGAGGAGGCGGUCACCAAGUCACCCAAAAAGCCAAGGAAAAUCAAGACGAGUGUCCCUGUGAAGCGUAAAAGGCGAUCCGGACGAGGCGGUGCCGACGUCGAGGAUGGCUACAACAGCUCCGACAGCGAGGCGACAGAGAGUGUCAGUAACAUGUCAGACCAGCGGAACCAGAUGGACGACAAAAAGUGGAAAAAGAUCCUCAUGAUCAUCUGGACCGAAAUUACUAACCACCGAUACGGAGCGGUGUUUAUGCAACCUAUCAAGGAACACGAUGCACCCGGAUACUACCUCAUGAUCAAGCGGCCAAUGGAUCUCAAAAGCAUCAAGGAGCGGAUCCGGGAUGGUCAAAUUACCAACGCAGACGAGUUCCACCGGGAUGUGCUGUUGAUGUUCAUGAAUGCGCUGAUGUACAAUGGCGAGGACACGGAGGUGUAUCAGAUGGCAAUGGCGAUGAUGACGGAGGUGGAGCAGAUCAUCAAGAACUUCAAGAGCUCGCAGUCGUUUGCGCCAACUGGCGUAUCUGGAGGCACGGGAGGCUCAGGAAACGCCUCGAGUUCGACUACACCUACGACUCGGACAGCAGGAUCGGAUGGGUUACUAGGAACGACGUCAAGUUCGAGUGGGCAGCCAUCGAGUAGGCGGAGGAAGAGCUCCGGCAUGGAGAUAACCCCCAUUGAGUGA
Linnemannia hyalina is the source of this 2163-nucleotide messenger RNA. Lineage: Eukaryota; Fungi; Mortierellomycota; Mortierellomycetes; Mortierellales; Mortierellaceae. The record is from the annotation of a GenBank genome assembly.